ACAAGUCAAGGUGGCCACAACAUGAGGGAAAAAUCGCAGUGGUCAAAUGGCUGUCAUCGCUUUUUAUGACAGAUGUUUUGCGUGAUUAAUCCGCUUUGUUAAUUCACGAUCUCGCGUGCACGAAUGUAUCAGGCGAGCUCUCUCCUCUCUUGAAUCUCGCGCGGUGAAGUCGCACGCGUCAUCGCCUGUGUUGUCAUCAUCAAAAUUGUAUAAAAAAUUUCGUCAGACUUGGAGCAGACAGAGAGCGAACGAGCAUCAAAGGAAGAAGAACGCGCUUCGUCAAAUGUCUCGCCGACGAAGCGGUUAGAUAUCUUUGAAGAGCAGAGAGAGAGAGAAAGAGAGAGACUUGGAGCCAGCUGGUUUUGCGAGUAGCCCAUCGUGGGCCCGUCGUGUACGCUAAGAAAGCAUCGUCUGCGAAGUGCCGAAGUGUCGUGAAGUGAUAAUAUCGCUCGGAGAAUCCAGCGACGGACAUCACACACCGAGCUAUCAAUCGCGAACGCGACAACAAUGGCAAAGACGUACGAUUAUUUAUUCAAAUUGCUGCUGAUCGGUGACUCCGGAGUGGGCAAGACAUGUGUGCUGUUCCGAUUUUCCGAGGACGCGUUCAACACGACCUUCAUCUCAACUAUCGGCAUUGACUUUAAAAUUCGUACCAUCGAAUUGGACGGCAAGAAAAUUAAACUACAAAUAUGGGAUACUGCUGGACAAGAAAGGUUUCGUACCAUAACUACAGCAUACUAUCGUGGAGCGAUGGGAAUUAUGUUGGUGUAUGAUGUCACAAAUGACAAAAGUUUUGAAAACAUUAAAAAUUGGAUUCGGAAUAUAGAGGAAAACGCGUCUGCGGAUGUGGAAAAAAUGUUAUUAGGUAAUAAGUGUGAGCUUACAGACAAGAGGCAAGUAACUAAGGAAAGGGGCGAGCAAUUAGCUGUCGAAUAUGGCAUUAAAUUUAUGGAAACCUCGGCAAAAUCUAGCAUUAACGUUGAAGAAGCUUUUUAUACUUUGGCACGUGACAUCAAAGCAAAAAUGGAAAAAAAAUUGGAAGCAUCAAAUCCACCAAAAGGCGGCGGUCAUCAGUUGAAAGCUUCAGAACCACAAAGGAAGCCACCCAGUUGGCUCGCUCGUUGUACUAUACUCUGACCCUCCAAAUAUUUUCAAUUGUUCAGCGAGAAGAUACAUUUAUUUACUAUCAUUAAAUACUUAUGUUCAUUUCGUCGAACAAAACUGAUGUUUUGUGGAACUUUUUACGUCCCCAGUAUUGGGUUUAGUGGGCUUACUCCUUGACAAUGAAAUAUUUAUAAUUGUAUUAAAAACUCAGAAAUUAUUUACAUGAA
Molecule: messenger RNA, 1331 nt
Organism: Cataglyphis hispanica
Lineage: Eukaryota; Metazoa; Arthropoda; Insecta; Hymenoptera; Formicidae
Gene: Rab8
Product: ras-related protein Rab-8A
Exons: 4
Coding region: 508-1137 (209 amino acids)
Biological process (GO): protein localization to plasma membrane; regulation of exocytosis; cellular response to insulin stimulus
Cellular component (GO): plasma membrane; endosome; trans-Golgi network transport vesicle
Molecular function (GO): GTP binding; GTPase activity
Source: RefSeq, a predicted model, not a curated record